Molecule: messenger RNA, 2672 nt
Organism: Ceraceosorus bombacis
Lineage: Eukaryota; Fungi; Basidiomycota; Exobasidiomycetes; Ceraceosorales; Ceraceosoraceae
Source: the annotation of a GenBank genome assembly
AUGCAAAAGGCCUUGGCCACGGGACCUUCCACUGAGCAAAGCGCUGCAUCGCGCACCUUUGCAUUGGCUGAGCUUCGCAGCGAGAUCUUCCGAGCGCAUCACGACCUCUUUUUAAGCAGCAUCCCGCAACCCGAGCCACACACGCUUCCGUUGCUUUCGGUCAAGGACAAAUUAGACGAGGAGAGAGAAGCAAGUCUUGCAGCUUUGGAGGCAUUCCUCGAAGUGCAUGGCUAUAGAGCAGCUUGCCUCCUUGAUAGGUACAGCGCAAGACCCCAAGACCUCAAAUUCCAGCUACACCUUUCGCAUGACCUCAUUCAACGGCCGUCAGGGCCGGAAUAUUUGGCCAGACGGCCGCCACGUGAGUACGAUCCAUGCAUGAGCCCAUGUUGAUAAAGUCCAGGAGCAUAGGACCUCGGUUCUACAACAUUCUCAUGUUGUGAGGGGCCUGCUACCACGGGGCCCGAGAAGCGGUCCUAUCACAAGGGAGACGAGCUUCACUAACUUGGACAUCCCUCCAAGCCGGUGCAGCACCACCUCACAAUCUUGAGUUCUAUGAUCAACAACCGACCGAUCUUGAUCGUCAACUGGUCGGAAGUCAUGCCAACGAACGCAAUUUGUUCGGCCAGCGCUGUCUUUCGUCGUUUGGAGGGCUGCAAUUUCAAGCGGACUUGCUUGAUGCUGUCAUCUCGACUCAGUAUUCCAGACCAAGCAGAGAUACAUUCACCCGAACACAGUCAGAGCCGGGCGACAAAAGUUCGAAUGAUCACGGCGCCUCGGAGUUACCCGACAAGCCACUCCUGGUCCUUCGCCUGAACUUGCGUGCUUCUCAGCAGCUGUCGUUAUUUAGGCACUUGCUGCAUGGCAGGCGAGAUCUGCUCGCUGACCCAGAAUGCCCAAUUGUGCCGUUUGUGGAUUUUCUCGACUACGGACUGGCAAGUACCAUUCUCAUUCACCCAGUAGCCCAGAGGUACAGCACCUAUGAACGUUUCCCGACGCGACACGAUCUUCACAUGCGCAGACGGAUUGAGAUGAUCAGGGAUGCAGUGUGUGGCCUUGUCUGGCUACACCGAGCGGGUAUCUCGUUGAACGUGUUCAGUAGAGACCUGACUUUUACGUGGAUGUAUGCGGGCAAGGGCCGCCCUUCACGUCGCUUCGCCGGGGCGCGAGUAGACAGCCAGGAAAUUUUAGAGGCACUACCAAUCGAGCCUAGCGAGCCCUUCCCAUUCGGUCCCGGAUGGGUGAUGCUGCCGCUAGACGUGGACAUCUAUAACGGGAAAGCUGGAUUGCCAUGGUGCACUCUCACAGCAGCGGCAGAUCCGCGUGUGCCCGGUCCUAGGCUGGUGAGGCUCGUCCCAGUGAAUCGCCGAAAGCGACGGCCUUUUUCAUAGCUGAUGUGAACUCUUCCUCCUCACGCCUCUUGUAGUGGUUCGCCAACAUGCCAUACGCCAGCCUUACCGACAAAGUCAAAAACGCUCAUCCAGGAGGCCGAAAAUUCAUGCCGUACGAGGGAACAUAUCCGAAUCGGUUCCCCGUAGCGGAAGCAUGCUCCACGCCUGAAGACCGAGCUUACCUGAAGGCGCAUCCAGGCGCGAAUCUAUUUGAGCUACCCGAAGGCCUUCGAUCAACGCUUGAUGAGCCGGUGCCUUUUGACAGGUUCGGUAGAGAUGUUUAUAUCAUGGGGGACCUCGUCGGUCGACUAUUGUUGAAGUUGAGGCCCCAGGAGCGAAGUGUAGAGCCCCCUAAAAAGGAUCUGCUAGAUUCUCGGCAUUCCGAGGUGCGCAAGAGUCACUGUGUCCCUUUCCUCUCCCCAAUCAAUGCAGAACAGUACUAACAACACAUCGGCUCCUCGUCCCCUCGACGAGCAGCGGUUCGACAGGGUACUACGCACACCCGUGAAUAAACUGCCUAAGCUUCCCCAGCCGGGGCCAGAUGCUACCGGAUUCUGGGGGCUGAAAGGUGACAUCGAUCCAGAAGAUGACUUCGUCAUCGAAAAUAACUUCGCUGCUUUCCCGAGAAAGCUAGCGGAUAUGGCGCUCUCGAUGCUAGAGGAGGAUCCCCAAAAACGCCUGUCCAUUCAAGAUGCCGCAAAGAUAGUGACGGAAGCGCAUGACGAGUAGGUUGUUGUGAUGUACGUAAACCCUUUGUUCUACAUUAUUGCGUCCGCUGACAAGAGCGCUUCGUUCUGGACGUGACCAUCAUCGCUCGGAUCGAUCGAAUCAGCCUGAUCCCAAAGAUCGUCUCGAUUUAUGAAGACUGGAUCAAGCUGCAGACUGUCGAAGCCAAAGAGGCUCAGAAGGCCACGCCAAUGCCGAGCACGGCUGAAGAGAAGGCGGCGUAUGCUAAGACCAUCCGAGAGGAAGAUCCUCCGUGCAGACUGUGGAUGGAACAUUUUCGCGGGCAGUAUCUUGACGUGACUGAGCCUGAUGAGGCGGAGCGCGACAGGCUUGCAGGCGGUGAGUGCGCCGCUAUGGCGACAUUUUUGCAGCAAAUGCCCGGUGCUUAUCUGCCGCCGCCCUUUGCGUAGAGACGUCGCUUCGGAUAAUGACGAGUGGGAAGACGAAGACGAAGACGACGACAAGGGGAUAAAUAUCGGUCCUGGCCCGGGUCGCUGGAGCCCGACGUAUCUUCCCGGUCCUGGCGACUUUGCGGGUGCCGAGCUAUCAGAGGAGUAG